CACCGCCACACUGUAAGAAGAAGAUUCCAGCGUCUGUUGACAAAUGACUGUCGAAGUAAAGCUAGUUAAACUCAAGUCCGUAUUCACAUAAAAUUCUGACAGCGAGAUAACUAACAGUGAUCAACAUGGCCGAGGAAGAGUUCACAGACAUAAAUGGCAACUCGAUUUCUUUAGACUGCCAAACUCACUCAGCUUUCUGCAGAGAGUUUACUGUCACCUCACCGAAACUGUCCUUGCGCAAGGUGAUGGUGUACACCUGCUUUAUAUGGUUAUUUGCUUAUGGUAUAUUUUUCUUUACCGAGAACACUGCUGUCCUGUCGAGUGCCAUUCUCCUCACGCUGGCAGGGAUGAUGAUUCAUAUUCACUUUGUGAAGGUGGACCAUGAGACCCUUCUCAUAAUCGGUUCCCUCGGCGUCCAGCUGUCUUCAUCUUACGCAUCUGGACGAGAAAGCACGACCUUCAUUGAGAUGAGCAAGCUGAAAGACAUUGUCAUCAACGAGGCUGUUUAUAUGCACAGCAUUAUAUACUAUCUGUGCAUUCUGAUCAAGGACCCAGCAGAGCCUGAGACAGUGGCAAGUGUUGUCCCUCUAUUCCAGAGUUCAAAGCCUCGGCUGAAUUGUUUGGUUCAAGUGUACAGGAGCUGUCAAGAGAUUCUAGAACAGACCAGAUGACACAGAGAGUCUUCCUUUGAAACAGGAUAAAGAUUGGAAACCCACAUAAUGAACCAUAAGCGUAUUGUUGGUAGUAUUUGUAUUGUUGCCUACACUACAUCUUUAUGUUACAUAUAGUAGUUUGUUAGAUACGUUUUGCAUCCACAAACUUAGUGGCUACAGUAGUCUCACCUUAUUUAAAAACGUUAUUUUAUGGUCAGACAUUUUGUAUUUCUCAGUGCUUUUAUUAAUUUUCAUUGAAUAUUAUAGCUGUUUGUUUUUUUCCUCAAUGAUUCUGUCCUUAAAUAGCCACUAGGGGGACAUGUGUGCCAAUUUUUGGAAACUGGAACAAAAUUAGUUUAUUAAAUAUAUUAAUGAUGGUAUUUCCUCUUUGGUACUGUUUUAACCAUAUGUCAUUUUAAUUAUUAAUGUUUGAUUUUAAUUUAUUUUUUCAUAUUAAAGAAUCAAAAUGAAAACAACAUAAACCCCUUUUAUUAAAAUUAAAAUUGCAAAUGCUCAUUUGCUUGAUGAAUAAAAACAAUACAGAGAUUUUAUUUAAAAGAA
This is a messenger RNA of Ctenopharyngodon idella (grass carp), 1214 nucleotides long. It is a transcript of the gene pigh, whose product is annotated as phosphatidylinositol glycan anchor biosynthesis, class H. The record is from RefSeq and is a predicted model, not a curated record. Bases 126 to 671 code for a protein of 181 amino acids. Lineage: Eukaryota; Metazoa; Chordata; Actinopteri; Cypriniformes; Xenocyprididae. Gene Ontology annotation, biological process: GPI anchor biosynthetic process. Gene Ontology annotation, cellular component: glycosylphosphatidylinositol-N-acetylglucosaminyltransferase (GPI-GnT) complex. The transcript is spliced from 5 exons.